This is a messenger RNA of Dryobates pubescens (Downy woodpecker), 5872 nucleotides long. RefSeq names its product eukaryotic translation initiation factor 4 gamma 1 (gene EIF4G1). Lineage: Eukaryota; Metazoa; Chordata; Aves; Piciformes; Picidae. Gene Ontology annotation, cellular component: eukaryotic translation initiation factor 4F complex. The transcript is spliced from 34 exons. The record is from RefSeq and is a predicted model, not a curated record. The coding region runs from base 334 to 5238 and encodes 1634 amino acids. Gene Ontology annotation, molecular function: translation initiation factor activity; protein binding; mRNA binding.
CCCCCGCCUCGGCUGCGGGCCCAGUGCAGGCCGUGGGCCUGGCCUUUCCCGACGCGGGGGAGGCAGCGGCCGCGGAGGCUCCUCCUAUUGCAAAACCCUGCGGCGGCGAUCCCCUCUUCCCCCAGGACGGGACUGCACCCGGGGCACCGCUGGGCCGGCCGGGGAGCGGCCAGCGCGGGACUCGGUCUGGGCUCCCCCCGCCCCGGGCUGAUCUUUCUUUCCCCUUCCCUUCUCUUUCCAAGUCAGUCGGAUGAACGGUCUCUGCAGGCCCGCUCAGCCGGCCCAGAUUUUUCCCGCGGGGGGCGAGGGGAUCCUUAUGCACAACCCCAUGAAAUGAACAAAGCUCCACAGCCCACAGGAGGAGCCCCAACAGCCCCACACCCUGCCCCUUCUCCCGGACUGCCGCAGCCGACGUUCCCACCCGGUCAGACGGCACCUGUGGUUUUUAACCCGGCACCGACCUCACAAAUGAAUACGCCUUCUCAGCCACGCCAGUUUCCAGCAGGGCCUCGGGCUAUUCACCAGCAGGGAGGAUUCAGGUCUCUUCAGCAUUUCUACCAGAACAGGGCGCAGCCUCCCGCCAGCGCGUCCCGUGUGCCGAGUACCACAACGGCCCGCCCCGGCCCCCCUGCCCAUGUGUAUCCGGCUGCUUCCCAGGUGAUGAUGAUACCCUCCCAGAUAUCCUACACACCUUCUCAAGGAGCCUAUUACAUUCCUGGACAGGGUCGCUCCACAUACGUCGUCCCAACCCAGCAGUACCCGGUCCAGCCUGGUGCCCCUAGUUUUUACCCUGGAGCCAGCCCCACAGAAUUUGGGACUUACGCGGGUGCUUAUUACCCAGCACAGGGGGUGCAGCAGUUUCCAGCGGGGGUCCCCACUGCUCAGGUCAUUGUGAGCCAGCAGCCGCCGAUACCCCCCAAACGAGAACGCAAGACGAUCCGGAUACGAGACCCCAACCAAGGAGGCAAAGACAUCACUGAAGAAAUCAUGUCCGGAGCAAGGACCUCAUCUACCCCCACCCCUCCACAGGCUGGAAGCGGUUUAGAGCCCCAGGCCAAUGGAGAGACCCCCCAUGUAGCUGUUAUUGUCCGACCCGAUGACCGCCCGAAACCCGCGCUGGUGGUGAGCAAGCCUGUCUCCCUGGAGCCCAGCAAGUCGGCAUCCCCGUCACCUCCCCCUCCCCUCAUCCCCGAGGUGGAGCCUGUGGUGCUUUCAGAAGUGACAGUGAUGGCAGUGGAGCCCCCCGUGGAUGUGGACACUAAAGUGGAGCUGGGCGAGGCGCCGCCCGACCCGCACAAGACGUUUAGCGCCAUCACUACAGUGCCAGGGCCUGUGGAGUUGCCCCUUGUACCCACGCCUGUCAUGGACACGGUGGCUGUGGAGGAGGAGGAAGUUGCCAUUUCCAUUCCAGAGCCUGCCCCACAGGCACCAGUGCUCCCUGAGGUGCCUCUGGUGCCCAUUGUCCCCUCCAUGCCAGCCGUGUCCCCGGUGCCGGCCGUGCCGUCGCCCCCACCUGUUGUACCACAGGCCCCCGAAGCGCCCGCCAAACCCUCCUCCCCCAGCCCACCGCCACCCCGGGAAGAGCCCUGCCCCGAGCCUCCCGCCGAGCCCGCCACCGAGGCCAACGGGCUUUUAGAAGAGGCACCUGAGCCGGUCCCUGAGGUGCCCGUGUGCCAGCCGGUGUCCACACCGGUGCCUGUGCCCACCCUGGACUCUCCCAUUGCCCAGCCUGAAGAGCUGUCCCUGCCCAAUGGAGUGGAGGGCACCAGGAAAGCAGAGCCGAGUGAGGAGCAGCCUGAGUCGGAUGUCACCCCCAUCUCAGAGCCUGAGGAACCAGCCCAGCCUGGCACCCCUGCCUCCCCACCAGCAGAGGAGGAGGAGGAAGAGGAGGAGAGUGAAGGCCCCUGUGAGGCCCAGGAGCGGAGCUCAAGCCCGACCCCUGCCCCUUCACAGACCUCGGAGGCGACCGCGCAAGUCGCCGUGUCAGUGCCAAAGAAGAAACGAAGGAUGAAGGAGCUGAACAAGAAGGAGGCAGUAGGCGAUUUGCUGGAUGCCUUUAAAGAGUCUCAGAUCAGCGACAGUGCCUCAGAGGUGGAGAACAAGCCCCCAGCAUCCGCCCCUGCCUGUGAAGUGGAGGAUGCAGCCCCUGCCCGUCCGCAGGAGGAGUCAGAGGAGACGUGGGAGGAGAAGGAGGACAAGCUGGCUCCGGAGAAGGGCAAGACUGCUGACCAGAAGUACCGUUACAAGGAAGAACAAUGGAAGCCACUGAACCCUGAGGAGAAGAAACGAUACGAUCGGGAGUUUCUGCUCGGCUUCCAGUUCAUCUUUGCAAGCAUGCAGAAACCUGAGGGGCUGCCCCAGAUCACAGAUGUGGUGUUGGACAAGCCCUGUGUACCUUUGCAGGCCAACAAGACCCCACUGCGGGCGCUAGACCCCAUCCGCCUCAGUGGCAUGAACUGCAGUCCUGACUUCACCCCUUCCUUUGCCAACCUUGGCCGGCCUGUCAUGGGCAACCGGGGCCUGCCUUCAGGGUUGGGUCCCCGCCGCUCCCAGCAGAGCCAGAGGAAGGAACCCCGUAAAAUCAUUGCUGCUGUGUCCCUCAAUGAGGAUGUCAAGCUAAACAAGGCUGAGAAGGCCUGGAAACCCAGCAGCAAGCGUGCCUCCGAGGAGGAGGAUCCUGAGAACAUUAAGACACAGGAACUGCUCCGCCGUGUCCGCAGCAUCCUCAACAAGCUGACACCCCAGAUGUUCCAGCAGUUGAUGAAGCAGGUGAUGGAGUUGUCCAUCGACACGGAGGAGCGGCUCAAGGGUGUCAUCGACCUCGUCUUCGAGAAGGCCAUCUCGGAGCCAAACUUCUCUGUUGCCUAUGCUAACAUGUGCCGUUGCCUUAUGGGGCUCAAAGUGCCCACCACAGACAAGCCCACAGUGACUGUGAACUUCCGCAAACUGCUGCUCAACCGCUGCCAGAAGGAGUUUGAGAAGGACAAGGACGAUGAUGAGAUCUUUGAGAAGCGGCAAAAGGAGAUGGACGAUGCCAGUGCUCCCGAGGAGAAGGCGCGCAUGAAGGAUGAGCUGGAGGAGGCGCGGGACAAGGCCCGCCGGCGAUCCCUGGGCAACAUCAAGUUUAUUGGAGAACUCUUCAAACUGAAGAUGCUGACAGAAGCCAUCAUGCAUGACUGUGUGGUGAAGCUGCUCAAAAACCAUGAUGAGGAGUCUCUUGAGUGCCUUUGCCGCCUGCUUACCACCAUUGGCAAGGACUUGGAUUUUGAGAAGGCCAAGCCUAGAAUGGACCAGUACUUCAAUCAGAUGGAGAAGAUCAUCAAAGAGAAGAAGACAUCAUCCCGAAUCCGUUUCAUGCUGCAGGAUGUGAUUGACCUCAGACGGAAUAGUUGGGUACCACGGCGAGGAGACCAGGGCCCCAAAACCAUUGACCAGAUCCACAAGGAAGCAGAAAUGGAGGAACAUCGGGAACACAUUAAAGUGCAGCAGCUCAUGUCAAAGGACAAGAGGAGAGGACCCCCUGGGCCAUCCUCCAGCAGUGGACGUGGGAGCCUAGUUGCAGAUGAUGGCUGGAACACAGUGCCCAUCAGUAAAGGCAACAGACCCAUUGACACCAGCCGGUUAACAAAGAUCACCAAGCCUGGAUCCAUCGACUCCAACAACCAGCUUUUUGCGCCAGGUGGGCGACUGAGCUGGGGCAAAGGUAGCAGUGGAGGAUCUGGCACGAAGCCUGCAGAUUCAGCAUCUGAUUCAGGGCGACCAGCCACGAGCACCUUGAACCGCUUCUCAGCGCUCCAGCAGUCGACGCCAGCCGAGAGCAUGGAGUCCCGCCGCGUGGUGCAGAGGAGCAGCUCCAGCCGUGACAGAUCAGAGAAGGCUGGGGACAGAGGAGACCGGGAAUCACGUUUAGAGAAGGGCAGUGACCGCUUGGAGCGUCCCGACCGGGGGGAGCGAGCAGACAGGAACAGGUCUGCCCUCACCAAGAGGAGCUUCAGCAGAGAGACAGAGGACAGGAGCCGAGAACGAGAGAAGCAGAGCGGCCCAGAGGCCGUGCGCAAGGCUGCUAGCAUGACAGAGGAACGGGACAGGAGCCGAGAGACUGUUAAGCAAGAGCCAGCACCUCCUGCAGCAUCCUCCAAGCCUGCACUGUCAGAAGAGGAGCUGGAGAAGAAAUCCAAGGCGAUCAUAGAGGAGUACCUGCAUAUCAAUGACAUGAAGGAGGCCCUGCAAUGUGUGCAGGAGCUGGGCAGUCCCUCCUUGCUCUACAUCUUCGUGCAGAAUGGCAUUGAGUCCACGCUGGAGAGGAGCACCAUCUCCCGCGAGCACAUGGGGAUCUUGCUGUGCCAGCUGGUGAAGGCAGGCACGCUAUCCAAGGAGCAGUACUACAAAGGGCUGCGGGAGAUCCUGGAGAUUGCAGAAGACAUGGAAAUUGACAUCCCGCACAUAUGGCUGUACCUGGCUGAGCUCAUCACCCCCAUUCUGCAAGAGGAAGGCAUCCCCAUGGAGGAGCUGUUCAGAGAGAUAACAAAGCCUCUGGUCCCCAUUGGGAAGGCCACCACGCUGCUGGUUGAGGUGCUGGGCUUGUUGUGCAAGACCAUGAGCCAGAAGACUGUAGGAAAGCUGUGGCGGGAUGGGGGUCUGAGCUGGAAGGAAUUCCUGCCCGAAGACCAGGAUGUCAACAAAUUUGUCACAGAACAGAAAUUGGAGUACACAAUGGGGGACAGCUCGGACAUGCCGAGCCGCAAGGAGCUAACCUCAGAGGAGCUGUGCAAACAAAUGGAUAAACUGCUGAAGGAGAACCCAAACAACCAAAGAAUACAUGACUGGAUCGAGGCCAACCUGAGUGAGCAGCAGGUCUCAUCUAACACAUUUAUCAGGGCCCUGAUGACAUCUGUGUGCCAUUCAGCCAUCAUCUUUGAGAACCCCUACCGUGUGGAUGCCACAGUCAUCCGCAACCAGGCCAAGCUGCUGCAGAAGUACCUGAGGGACGAACAGAAGGAGCUCCAAGCGCUCUAUGCCCUGCAGGCAUUGGUAUUGAAGUUGGACCAGCCUCCCAACCUGCUGCGGAUGUUCUUUGAUGCCCUUUAUGAUGAGGACGUCAUCAAGGAAGAGGCUUUCUACAAGUGGGAGUCCAGCAAGGACCCAUCUGAGCAGCAGGGCAAAGGGGUGGCUCUCAAAUCAGUGACAGCUUUUUUCACCUGGCUUCGGGAAGCAGAGGAUGAGUCGGACAACAACUGAGCAGCUGUGAGGAGGAGGAGGAGGAGGAAGUGGGGAGAGUGAGUGGGGCACCCGGGGGAGCGACUCCAUCCUCUCCCACCUCUGGCCCCAUCCCCGGACUUGCUGAUGCCAGGGCCAAGGGACUUCUGUGCCCCCCAAAGGCCUCUCUCUUUGGUUCUCCUCCACUCCCUCUCUUCUCUGUCCCGGUUCUGUUUGAGAGGCCUGUACUAGUUUGUCACGAUGAUAAUAAACGGAUACUGAUGGAGGCGGCUGUUGCCGUCCUCCCCUCCCUCCCAGCGCAGGCACACCAGGUCUUCAGGAGUGGGUCAGAGCACCCCCAGACUCAUGUCAUGGGGAGAGGGGACAGGACGGGGAUAUUAUCUCCCCUCUUUUCCCCCCUCUUCUUCCUCCUCCCCACUUCUUGCUGAAAUAUAGAGAGAUUAUAUAUAUAUAAACUUAUUAAAUUUGGUUUGGGGACAGGAGCCUGAUUUCUUCCUCUCCCCUGUCCCCUCUCUUCCUCCAUCACUGCCUGGACACCCCACCCUCCCCACACCCCUCCCCCACGGUUUUUUAUUUUAAAUAUAAACCUUUUCCCACCCCAGCUCCUGCUCUGACACCUGGGGAGAGGCUGUCAGGGCAAGAGAGGAGGCGGGGG